Molecule: messenger RNA, 4350 nt
Organism: Linum trigynum
Lineage: Eukaryota; Viridiplantae; Streptophyta; Magnoliopsida; Malpighiales; Linaceae
Source: the annotation of a GenBank genome assembly
AAGUAUUCAAUUCAUGCGUUCCUAACUGCCAUUUGCAUCUGCAGGUUGAGUAGAAUGUGGAAAAACAUGCUUCAGUGCCACGAAAUCCAGUGCCAAGCAAUAAAGGAAGCCAAAGGAUUUGGUCCUAUGGGAUCCGCUAAGAAGCUCAGUGAUGAUCAUCUCCAAGCUACAUUGCAACUUGAGCAUCAGCUGCUUAAUUGGACUUCUGGUUUCACCAGUUGGGUUGGAGCUCAGAAGGGUUAUGUAAAAGCCCUAAAUAAUUGGCUUGUAAAAUGCCUCCUCUAUGAACCAGAAGAAACGCCUGAUGGCGUGGCCCCUUUCUCACCUGGAAGAAUGGGUGCACCUCCCGUGUUUGUGAUCUGUAAUCAGUGGGCACAAGCUAUUGAUAGAAUAUCUGAGAAGGAAGUGGUGGAUUCUAUGCGCCUCUUUGCAUCGACGGUGUUUAAACUGUGGGAACACGAUAAGGAAGAGAUGCGAAGCAGAAUGAUGACAAACAAGGAUUUGGAGAGGAAAGUUAGGAACUUGGACAGAGAGGACCAGAAGAUACAGAAGGAGAUCCAAGCACUGGACAAAAAAAUUGUUUUGGUUUCUGGAGAUGGAGGUGAUGGCUUGUCUGUUACUGGAAAUGUUGUGUAUCAGAGUGAUACUAGCAAUGGCAGUCUGCAAGGUAGCCUGCAGAGGAUUUUCGAGGCCAUGGAGAAGUUUACAGCGGAGUCCGUGAAAGCUUAUGAGGACCUUGUGCAACGCAGUGAAGAAGAAAGCAGAGCUGGAGAACAUGGAACAGCUUCUUAAUCAUCACAUGGUUCAACCACAGACAGCUUUCUGCAAACUUUGCUUAAAGCAGAAGGCUUCGCCACCUUGUCAUGCAAGUUUGUGGUGAAAUAUGCCUUGCCCCUUCUGCUGCUGAAACUCCUCUGUGAAAGAUGAUCAUGGGACGGUGGCAGUUGUUCCAUGUGGGCCACCUAGGUUUGAUGGGGGUUUGAAGCUCAGGCUGCUGAUUGGAAAACUGAGCCGGGCUAUCGGACAUGCUCUGUAAGUGCCAAUUCCUUUUUCUGCCGGAUCAGAAUUGGCAUAGACCAUAUAGCUCCUGUAGCGCUGUCGAUGCAUCGCAUCGAGCAUUUACACAGCUGGGAAGGUCAUACACAAGGUUCGCUCUCGGGGGGAAAAAACAAUGCCUAAGAUGCAAACCUGUGGAAGUGCAGAAUUAGAUUCAAUUUUGAACCGAGGAUAUCUGGUUGAGUUAUAGGUUCAGUGGGCUGCCCCAGAAUGGCGCAAGUCUUGGAAAAUGCCCACAGAUCAGAUAUAUAUAUGGUAAAUAACUUAACUUUGUUUUUCUUCUGGUACUUCUUCGGAAUAUUUAUUACAUUAAAUUCUGUAUAGUUCUCUUUUCUUCUCCCUGAUAGCUCUUAUCAUAGCAGAGAGUCUCUGUAUGAGGCUCUAGUUAGAGGGUUCUUAACAUCCAUCGUCUCGUGUUCUUCGUAUAAUUCGAAUCCCUGUAUUACCACUGAACUAGGGAGACUAGGAAGGGGAAUGUACCAUUGUAAUCUUGUUGGAAUGGCAAUUGAAGCAGAGAAUUAGAUGAUUUAACAUAUCAUUCAUACAUGUCUUUGCUGUACUCUGGGAAUGAUUAGCUGGUGUGGGUUUUGAUUAGGACACAGUUUGUUUUCUACUAAUCAUGUACUCUAAUAUACUAUUAUUAGCUUGGAAGAGUUUUGCUUUGAGUGAUUGCAACUAUGAUGACAAAAGAUCUUCUGGCUUUGGGAUACAACAACAGCUCACAUCACUGAUUGGAGAUGGGCAAAGAUAGGGCUAAACUCUUUUUGUUUUUUGUUUUUAAUGAUUAUCUGUUAGCAAUAAUUGUGGGAAGUUGAAGGUGGUUUAGCUUUUUCAGUAUUAGGAGGGUUAUGAUGGUGUGAAAUGAAUCGAGUUUUCCAGGACCUUUUUUAUGCCUUUUUGUGACAGCUGAAAAGAAGAUGCACAACAAACACAGCUGAAAUGAAAACAACAGCUUUCUAUUUUUUUGUAUUUGGUUUGUGAGAGAGGUCUUGGUAGGCCAGAGGAUCUUUGCAUGCAUCUUCCCCUCUCAUCUCUGUCUCUCUCCCAAGCCUUGUUUGGACCUUUGGGGAAAUGACUGUAAAAAGUGAUGCUCAUAAUGAAAUGGCUUUUGUGAGGAAGAGAGGUGGGUUGAUGAUGUUGAAAUUGUGGAUGGUAACUUGUCAAUUUUAGGUGAAUGGUGUGGUAUGUUUUUCAGGGUGUUUGUUGAUAGAAACUUGAGUUUCUACGUAUAUGUGAUGAGGAUAUGAGAAGCAGAAUUGAAAGAUAUAGGGAUUGAUAUGAAGAAUUGGGGGGAGAAUUUGAGGAAGAACAAGAAUGGGGAAUUAUAAGGGAUUCAGAGAGGAGUAGGAGAAGAAGAAGAAGAAGAAGAAGAAGAAGAAGAAGAAGAGAGGAGAGAGAAUUGAAAAAUACUUGUCUUUCAGAUUGUGCUGAUUGCAAAUUCGAUUUUCAUGGUAUUAAUACUUAUCUUUCACCAAACUUCUUUUUAUUUAUAAUUAUCAUUCACCAAACUUUUAAAAACAAGGGUUAAUACUUAAUAGCAUUUUGUACCCCUUAAGUUAACAAACGUACCCCUUUACUAAUUUGUUGUACAAACGUUCUCUUUUAAUAUUAAAUCGUAAUAAAUUUACCCUUCCAUCUAAUAAUAUGUAAGUGAUUUACUAAUUUGUUGUACAAACGUUCUCUUUUAAUAUUAAAUCGUAACAAAUUUACCCUUCCAUCUAAUAAUAUGUAAGUGACCGUUAAAUGGAUUGGGAAAUGAUCCAAUUGCCCUCAUCUAUUCCUAAUUUCAAUUUCAAUUAUUUUAUUAUUUAUUUACAAGAUUAAUUAAUUAGAACCUGUUGCUGAUUAGAUCUUGUGCUCGAUGUGUUUUCAGUUGUUGGCUAUGUCGAACUGUUCUCGGGUUGGGUGAUCGGCGGUGUUCAACGAGCGGCGUUCGCUGUGCUUGGUGUUUGCCCGUCUACGUGUCUGACGCUAAACUAGCAUCCAGGGGUCGUACCGUGACUCCGGGUUGGUCGAAUCCGUGCCCAGCUUGGGUAUCGCAGUGGUGGUGUGAAUAGGGUCUGGCAAAGAGUGAGAUGCAGGCAACGAGGACAUAAAUAACAAAAUAAUUAAAACUGGAAUUAGUAUUACUUGAGGGGCAAUUUGGUCGUUUCUCAGCCCAUUUAACGGUCACUUAACGGAUGAUUAGAUGGAAGGGUAAACUUGUUACGAUUUAUUAUUACAAGGGUAUGUUUGUGCAAAAAUUUAGUAGAGGGGUACGUUUGUUAAUUUACUAAAGUAGAGAGGGUACAAAAUGCUAUUAACCCUAAAAACAAUUAUCUCUUCGAGAUGUAAGAGGUGGAAAACGUCAUUCAAUAAAAUCAUGUGUUCUCUUCAACGACAAUUAACACUUCGGUAAAAACAUUUGCUAAAAAUCUCCGAAAAGAAACAAUACCCUUUUUCCCUUAAAAUUCAACACUUUAGAUACAUGUUCACAAAUGAUAGAAACUAAUGGUUGGUUUUAAAACUACUUAACUGAUUCUCACUUUCUCAGAACCUACACUUGAAAUUUCCUAAUUUCCCAAAUGAGAGCAUAAGUGGUAUUUGACUUUUGCAAAAGCUAGUUUCAAAGAAUUCCAAGUUCCAGUUUUGUCUAGGCAGAAAAACACACUAGAAUUCUAAUUUCAAAAACAAACAAAAGUGUCAAUAAUUCUUAGAAUGUUAUGGUUAUUGGGGUUUAGUGGUUUUGUUCUUUACCUUCAAAUAACUUUUGAUAUCUUUCAUUAUGUGGGGAAAAAGAAACCAUAUUUUACAUUUUUCUGCCAAUAUCGAAUGGUAAAAGAAUCUAUCAUCAUCUCUCCUUCAACCUUGUAUUUUCCAUCAACAUUUGCUCACUUUAAAAUGAUAGAAGAUGGACAAAUAUAGAGGGAACAUAUAUUUUUUGUUCUAAAAUUUAAAAAGUACUAACUUAGUGGUUAUUACGAGACAACUAUAAAUAAAUAAUUUAGUAGAGAGUUAUAUUCUUUAUUAAGAUGCCAUAGUUUUACUUUUAUGUGAUUCGUCAUGGAUGAGAGAUUAAACAAUAGUUUAUACUGAGUAACUUGUGCAAAUGAUGUUCGCAUUACAAAGACAACAACUAUUAAAGUGUGAAUUUUUUUUAUAGGUACAUCCUUGAUUUUAUGUAAAUUAUCUGUCCUAAAAUUAGACUAUAAUCAUCAAAUUUGAAAUUUUAGUCACACAAUUACAAUGAACUAAUUCGAUUUUUACUUAUAAUUUUGUCUUUACCAUGAUCACUAAUGAAUUCAUGAAGUUGUA